AUGGCAGACAAAUUAACUGAAGAACAAAUUUCUGAAUUUAAAGAAGCCUUUAGUUUAUUCGAUAAAGAUGGAGAUGGAACUAUUACAACAAAAGAACUAGGAACAGUUAUGAGAUCUUUAGGACAAAAUCCAACUGAAGCAGAGCUACAAGAUAUGAUAAAUGAAAUUGAUACAGAUGGAAAUGGAACAAUUGACUUUCCUGAAUUUUUAACUUUGAUGGCAAGAAAAAUGAAAGAUACUGAUACAGAAGAAGAGUUAAUUGAAGCAUUUAGAGUUUUCGAUAGAGAUGGAGAUGGAUAUAUAAGUGCAGAUGAACUAAGACAUGUAAUGACAAACCUAGGAGAAAAAUUAACAAAUGAAGAAGUAGAUGAAAUGAUUAGAGAAGCUGACAUUGACGGUGAUGGACAAAUUAAUUAUGAAGAAUUUGUUAAAAUGAUGAUAGCGAAAUAA
Messenger RNA from Plasmodium gallinaceum, 450 nucleotides. It is a transcript of the gene CAM, whose product is annotated as calmodulin, putative. The transcript is spliced from 2 exons. Lineage: Eukaryota; Apicomplexa; Aconoidasida; Haemosporida; Plasmodiidae. The record is from RefSeq and is a predicted model, not a curated record. The coding region runs from base 1 to 450 and encodes 149 amino acids. Gene Ontology annotation, molecular function: enzyme regulator activity; calcium ion binding.